AUGUCGAAGGACACAUCAGCCGCUGCCGAGCCAUGGACUAUAGAGUCAGCCCUCAAGCGUCUUCCAGAAAAACCAGUGGAAGACUCCGAAUCUGCGGUCCCAUUCUUCCACCAAGUGGGACAACUGAAGACUAUACGACGAUCAGGCUGGAUACAGCAUGGCGUCAGCGGACGCAUCGAGUCCGUAGCUGAGCACUCCCACCGCAUGGCCUGCCUGGCCAUGUUCGCACCCCCAAAUCUUGACAGGGACAAGUGCAUGCGCAUGUGCCUAAUCCACGACCUGGCUGAGUCGUUGGUAGGUGACAUCACCCCUCGCGACGGCGUCUCCAAGCCGGAAAAGCAACGGCGCGAGAUGACCAGCAUCGACUAUAUCGCCAAACGGCUGCUGGGCAACGUCCAAGGCGGGGCCCAUGGGGAUGACCUGCGAGCCAUCUGGCACGAGUUUGAGGAGGGCAAGACGCCCGAAAGCAAGUUUGCAAAUGAUCUAGACAAGAUCGAGUUGUUGUUGCAGAUGGUGGAGUACGAGAAGCGCGAGGAGCGGAAGAAGGACUUGGGCGAGUUUGGGUACGUGGCGACCAAGGUGCAGACGCCGGAGAUGAAGGCGUGGGCGCAGGACAUUCUAGACGAGAGGGCCCAGUUUUGGGGCAAGGAAGCACAUGCUCGUGAUGAUACGUUGGACGCCAAAGCAAAGAUGCAGUCGGAUGAGUAUUAUGGUUGA
Pseudomassariella vexata is the source of this 717-nucleotide messenger RNA. RefSeq names its product HD domain-containing protein. Gene Ontology annotation, cellular component: cytoplasm. The transcript is spliced from 3 exons. Lineage: Eukaryota; Fungi; Ascomycota; Sordariomycetes; Amphisphaeriales; Pseudomassariaceae. Bases 1 to 717 code for a protein of 238 amino acids. The record is from RefSeq and is a predicted model, not a curated record. Gene Ontology annotation, molecular function: 5'-deoxynucleotidase activity.